AUGUUGUCUCGUGUGCAGUCUGCGGUGAUCCGCCGCGCCACUGGGGUGCGCGCUGCGUCGGCGGCGGCGGCCUCUGUUUCGAAGCCUGCGGAGCACAAGGGCCGCGUCGGCUACGUGUCGCAGGUCAUUGGUGCCGUGGUGGACGUGCACUUCAUGGAGGGCGUGCCGCCGGUGCUGACGGCGCUGGACGUGACGGAGGACCUCGGCCGCGAUGAGCCGCUGACGCUGGAGAUCGUGCAGCACUUGGAUGCGAACACCGGCCGCUGCAUUGCGAUGCAGACGACGGACCUGCUGAAGCUGAAGUCGAAGGUUGUGUCGACCGGCGGCAACAUCUCCGUGCCGGUGGGCCGCGAGACGCUGGGCCGCAUCUUCAACGUGCUGGGCGACGCGAUUGACCACCGCGGCCCCGUGUGCGAGAAGAUGCGCAUGGCGAUCCACGCCGAGGCGCCGAAGCUGGCGGACCAGGCUGCGGAGGACACGAUCCUGACGACCGGCAUCAAGGUGAUCGACCUGAUUCUGCCCUACUGCAAGGGCGGCAAGAUCGGCCUGUUCGGCGGUGCCGGUGUGGGCAAGACUGUGAUCAUCAUGGAGCUGAUCAACAACGUCGCGAAGGGGCACGGCGGCUUCUCCGUGUUCGCUG
Molecule: messenger RNA, 640 nt
Organism: Leishmania braziliensis MHOM/BR/75/M2904
Lineage: Eukaryota; Euglenozoa; Kinetoplastea; Trypanosomatida; Trypanosomatidae
Product: ATPase beta subunit, putative
Exons: 1
Biological process (GO): proton transmembrane transport; proton motive force-driven mitochondrial ATP synthesis
Molecular function (GO): ATP binding
Source: RefSeq, a predicted model, not a curated record